Rotaria sp. Silwood1 is the source of this 1629-nucleotide messenger RNA. The record is from the annotation of a GenBank genome assembly. NCBI's taxonomy places the organism in Eukaryota, Metazoa, Rotifera, Eurotatoria, Philodinida, Philodinidae.
AUGUCAGCAUUAUCAUCAAAUACAAAAUAUUAUAAAGAAUCUUAUAAUCUAUUUCAACAAUGUUCAUCAAAUGAAGAUCGUUCUAAUUUAUCAAAUAAAGUAUUUGAAGAAUUAUUAUCAACAACUACAGAUACAAUUAAAAUAAUAAAAACAUGUUCACGUGAAUUAGAAAAUUUUUUACCAUAUAUUACAUCAUAUUCAUUAUUAUUAAUAUUAUUUCAACGUUUAACAACAGAAAAUAUUGAUGAUAUUAUACGUGAUCGUUCAGCAUGUUUUAUAUUAGAAAAACUUUUUAUUUAUUUACCAAAUAUAUUAUCUAUUGAUAAUGAACAAAUUCUUUUAGGAUAUAAUCAUUUAUUUGAAUGUAUAUGUGAAAAUUUUAAUGAUUAUAUACAAGAAACUGGUACAAGUCAUAUAAUUGCAUCAACAAUAUCAUUUCUUCAUCCAUUAAUACCAUCUAAGGAUAAUAAUAAUAAUGAAUAUGAAGAAUUAAUUGAUGGUGGUGAAAAUGAAAAAAAAUAUAUUGAAUUAUCAUUAGAAUGGAAUAUAAAAGAAAAAUUAAAAAAAUUAGGAAAAUUAAUUAAUAAAACAAAUAAUUAUAAUGAAUUUGUUUAUUCAAUAUUACUUCGUACAUGUGGUUAUUUAUAUAAUGAAUAUUAUCAUAAAUUAUUAAAUAGAAUAUAUAAAAAAUAUUAUAAAAAUUUAAAUAUUGAAUAUUUAUUAGAUAAACAUUCAUCAUAUAUAUUUGAAGUUAUAUUAGAAUUUUCAUCAAAACAACGUGAUGAAAAUCUUUAUAUAAUAUUUAUAAAUAAUAUUGAUAAAUUUUAUUUACAUUCAAUUGGAAAUUUUUUUUUUAAACAUUUAUUAUUAACAUUAAAUAAUAAAGAAUUACUUGAAAAUAUUUAUCAAUUAAUGAUUAAUAAACAAAGAUUUGAAAAUUUUAUUCAAAAAAGUCAUAUACAUUUAUUAAUUACAUUUAUACGUAUAUGUGAAAGAUUUCAUUGUCAUUAUGAAGAAUUUAUUCAACAUUUAAAUAAAUUUAUUAAUAAUAAUCAAAAUAAUAUUAAUAAUUUUAUUCCUUGUUUAUUAAAAUUACGAGCAGAAAAUUCUGAAAAUCAAUUAAUAACAAAAGAAGGUUCACUUAUUGUUCAAGCACUUCUUCGUGCUAAAAAAAUUGAUAAAUUAACAUAUCAAUCAUUUAUUUCUUUAACUGGUGAACAAAUAUCAACAAUAGCAUGUCAUCCAAAUGGUUCAUAUUUACUUUGUCAAUUAAUACUUAAAUCAAAUUUAUGGCCUUUAAUUCGAGAAAAAAAUUUCUAUAAUAAACUUGAUAAAUUUUAUACAAAAAUGUCUUGUGAUAAAUAUGCUUGUUGGUUUAUAACACAAUUAUGGAAAAAUGCUCAAACAAUUGAACAAAAACUUCAAAUGGUUAAAAAUAUGUCAAAUGAUUUACAAUUACUUCGUUCACAUAUAUAUGCAAAAUAUAUAACAUAUGAAAUGAAUUUAACAGCAUAUUGUUCAAGACCAGAACAAUGGAAACGAAAUAUUGAAAUAACAAUUAAAAAACAUGCUUUACUUGAUGAUUUAGAUGAUAAUAAGAAUAAGAAAAAGAAAAAAAAAAAACUAUAA